AUGGGGCCCACCACCUCCUCCUCCUCCUCCUCCUCCUCCCGCAGGGUGAGCGGCAUGGGAGGCGGCAGCGUGUACGGAGGAGCCGGAGGAUCCGGAGUCCGCGUCUCCAGGGCCUCCUCCAGCUACUCCUCCGCCGGCAGCUACAACUUCGACCUGGGCAAUGCGGUCAACAACGUGGACAUCUCCGUCAGUGAGAAGGCCACCAUGCAGAACCUGAACGACCGUCUGGCCACCUACCUUGACACGGUUCGCACCCUUGAGAGUGCCAACACCGACCUGGAGCUGAAGAUCAGACAGUUCCUGGAGAUGAGAACCAAACCUGAACUCCACGACUGCACCGCCUUCAACAUCCGAAUCAAAGAACUGCAGGGACAGAUCAACUUUGCUUCUCGUGGAAACGCCUCCCUCAUCUUGGCCAUCGACAACGCCAAGCUCGCCACCGAUGACUUCAGAGUCAAGUACGACAACGAGCUGGCCAUGCGGCAGGCGGUGGAGGCCGACAUCGGCGGGCUGAAGACAGUCCUGAACGACCUCAUGCUGUCCAGAACUGACCUGGAGAUGCAGGUGGAGGGUCUGAGAGAAGAGCUCAUCCAGCUGAAGAGGAACCAUGAGGAGGACCUGCUGGCUCUGCGAGCUCAGAUGAGCGGCCAGGUGAACGUGGAGGUGGACGCCGCUCCUCAGGAGGAUCUGUCCACCGUCAUGGCGGGAAUCAGAGAACACUAUGAGACCGUCGCCAACAAGAACCGCAAAGACCUGGAGACCUGGUUCCAGGCCAAGUCGGCCGAGCUGAACAAGGAGGUGGCGAUGAGCACCACGACUCUGCAGACGACCAAAUCUGAGAUCGGAGAGAUCCGACGAACUGUCCAGACUCUGGAGAUCAAACUGCAGGCUCAGAUCAGCAAGAAAGGAGCUUCGGAGGCGACUCUGUCGGAGACCAAGAGCCGCUACUCCGCCAUGAUGGCCGGCUACCAGAGGCAGGUGCUGGCUCUGGAGGAACAGCUGGCCAACCUCAGGUCUGACCUGGGGAACCAGAAGGUCCUGUUCGCAGAGCUGCUGGACAUCAAGACCCGACUGGAGAUGGAGAUCGCUGAGUACCGGAGGCUGCUGGACGGAGAGAGCGAGAGCAAAAUGUCCACGACAACCACCACCAAAACCACGCGGGUGGUCACCAUCGUGCAGGAAGUGGACUCGUCUGGAAACGUGAUUAGCAGCAGCAGCAACUAG
Scomber scombrus (Atlantic mackerel) is the source of this 1224-nucleotide messenger RNA. RefSeq names its product keratin, type I cytoskeletal 13-like. The transcript has 7 exons. Gene Ontology annotation, molecular function: structural molecule activity. Bases 1 to 1224 code for a protein of 407 amino acids. The record is from RefSeq and is a predicted model, not a curated record. Lineage: Eukaryota; Metazoa; Chordata; Actinopteri; Scombriformes; Scombridae.